Molecule: messenger RNA, 2909 nt
Organism: Cottoperca gobio
Lineage: Eukaryota; Metazoa; Chordata; Actinopteri; Perciformes; Bovichtidae
Gene: cdc25b
Product: cell division cycle 25B
Exons: 15
Coding region: 326-2083 (585 amino acids)
Biological process (GO): positive regulation of G2/M transition of mitotic cell cycle; positive regulation of G2/MI transition of meiotic cell cycle; protein dephosphorylation
Cellular component (GO): nucleus; cytoplasm
Molecular function (GO): protein tyrosine phosphatase activity
Source: RefSeq, a predicted model, not a curated record
UCUCACAAACCAGGGUCUGUCAGAGAGGGAGUACGCAGUGCUGCACCUCUCUGACACACAUAACAACUAUGAGGCUUUAGUACUUUAGAAAGACCGAAUCAAAGGUUUACUCCACACGAAACCACCGAGUCACUUCCAGCCGGUGUUUCGGAUCGUAUGUUUGGAAAUGUUUUCUUAAAUUUUCGCUAGCUAACUUGUUAGCUUCUGGGUUAGCUUGAAGUUUGGACCGUCUUGCUAACUUGUCACUUUCCGACCCUAAAUUUGAACUAAAUCUAACCGUAAGGCAGUAACAUCUGCACGAUUUGUACAAAUUGGACAGCUAAAGAUGGAGUCGGUUGAUCUUUAUGGCUGCACCAGUCCUGUUAACACCGUUAAGAGAAGCAGGCCCGACGGGAUCCCCGGGCUUUCCUCGCUCUCUCUGCCUGAACUCAGCACAAAGAACACGCACUGCAGGGACCUGUUCUCCCCUGGACCCGCCGCUGUGCUGUCUCCUGUCACCAAUCUGGCUCUGGACAUGAACAAUUUAGCUGGACUUGGAAGCCUAUGCGAUACCCCGAAAAGGAGAAAGCAUGCUCUCCUUGAGAAGAUUCCCUCCUUUGCUUCUGACGUCUCAUCUGAUGCUGGCCUCGGCAUGGAUCCCCCGAGUCCCAUGGAUGCUGUUGAAAUGGACGACACAUUUGAAAAGGCCAUUCAACAGUCGAGCAGAGUCAUCAACGACAGAAUGCCAAUUCGAAGAAUCAACUCAUUGCCACUCCAGCUCCAGUGUUUCAGUCCGUCCAUGAAGGGACAGGAAACAGAUUCUCACCGCUAUGGAAUCUUCGGACAACAACCCUCCCAAAUGACGGCCUCCUCCUCCUCCUCUUCCUCUCAGCGACACAACAAGGAGAACAUGCCGGAGGAGGGCUUUGAAUUCAAGAAACCCACCAAGCCUGUGUCGCGGUGUCGCAUGCGCUCCUUCAACAGCAGCCUGGCAAAGGAUGCGUUUUCCCGCCGUCCCUGCUCCGCGCCGGCCCUCAUGUUCUCUUCACCUCCUCCGAUCCAGCAGCUUGACUUCUUUGAGUCCAGCCCCAUGUUCCUGAGACGUUCCUCGCCCACUUCCCCUGUAAACGACGACGAGGCCGACGACGGCUUCCUAGAAGUUCUGGAUGACAACAUGGAGCAGAACGACUCUGGGAUGCCGAUGGGAAUGGCGAGCUUGCUCACUGCCCCGCUUGUGACCGACGCAGGAGAAGGCUCUCCUCUGAUUCGCUGCCGUCCACGGAGCCUGUUUCGCUCGCCCUCCAUGCCCAGUCCGCUCCCGACCCGUCACGGAGCUAAGCGUCCCGACUGUCCCGGAGACGAAAACACUCCGGUCAGGGUGAAGAGGCGGCGCAGCGUGGCGGGAACACAGGUCACCGCCCUGGAACAAAACCCCGAGUCCCCAAGAACGGGCAGCGCCCUGCUCCACAGGUCCAAGUCCUUCUGCCAGACGGACAUUGAGAAGCUGCUGGACGGCGAGGGCAGCCCUAACGAUCUAAUAGGAGAUUUCACCAAGCCUUUUGUACUGCCCACAGUGGACGGCAAACAUCAAGACCUCAAGUACAUCACCCCGGACACGAUGGUUUCCGCUCUGUCCGGACAGUUUAGUCAUCUGGUGGAGCGAGUCAUUGUCAUGGACUGCCGCUACCCCUACGAGUUCGAGGGAGGACACAUCAAGGAAGCUCUGAACCUGCACCAGGAGAAUCAGGUGGAGGAUUUCCUCCUCAAAACUCCCAUCGUCCCCGUCUGCCCGGACAAACGAGUCGUCAUCAUCUUCCACUGCGAGUUCUCGUCAGAGCGCGGCCCCCGAAUGAGCCGCUUCGUCAGGGAGCGAGACCGCGCCGUCAACGAGUAUCCCAACCUCCACUACCCCGAGCUCUACAUCCUCAAGGGCGGAUACAAAGACUUCUUCCCUCAUUUCCAGGCACAAUGUGAACCUCAGGCCUACCGGCCGAUGCACCACGAGGACUUCAAGGAGGACCUGAGGAAGUUUCGUCUCAAGAGUCGCACCUGGGCCGGGGAGCGCAGCAAGAGAGACAUGUACAGCCGACUGAAGAAGCUGUGAGCGCCUCCUCGUCCUCCCAAACUGCCUCUGAAACACACUCGCCCUGAACAGACAGAGGCCUCGCCCCCACCAUACAGGAAAUACCUUCUGGGAUUGCGCCAACAGAAGGGAUUUUUUUUAUAAAGUCCCUGAAAGUUUCAUUUAACUCUAGCAAAGUUAGUUAUUUAUGCAAAUUUAAAGGGUGAAAGACGUGACGAGAUGAACGCGUGACGUAAAGCUGCCGCUGAUGAUCAGCCAACAGAUUUCUUUAAGAAGCAACGUGAGCGUUUUUAAAAACCACUUGGACCUACUGCCUGUUUUACUUUAUUUUUAUAAUGCUGGCAUUUGCGGCACAAAUUGCAAUAAUACAAACCAAACCACACUGCCAAGUCUUUCAGUCUCUUACUGGAUAUUUUGUUUGCAUUUGUCAUGUCUCACUUUAUUUAAGCACUUAAUUUAAAUACCUCUUAAAAUGGUGCUUUUUUUUUUUUUUUACGGCUUUUUAUAUACUUUUUUUUUUAUGAAUUGUGUUUACCCCAUUUAGAAAUUGAUUUGUUUAAAGAAUGCCUUUCUGUAGGCGUCCCACGAUGCACAUUGGAUAUUUGAAUAACGAGUUGUGCAGUCUUAAGACCAAAGCAAACGAAGAUCUUUCUGAUGCUGCAGGUCAGCAGCUGUUGGGACUUUUGAUCUAAAAUGUUUUGCUUUGAUUCCUUUAAUUUCCAGAGAUUAAAAUAUCUUCCCCUCUGCAGAGCUAAUGAUGUCCGUUUAUAAUGAAUGGGGUGGUUUGAAUAUUUUGGUUCAGGCUCGUGGGGGAGCUGCUGAAAUAAAAAGCCAAAUGUGUGUUCAA